Molecule: messenger RNA, 2523 nt
Organism: Plutella xylostella (diamondback moth)
Lineage: Eukaryota; Metazoa; Arthropoda; Insecta; Lepidoptera; Plutellidae
Source: RefSeq, a predicted model, not a curated record
AUGCAGGCAGGUUCUAGUGCGGGGCGAUUUGACAGCCCACGACCGGCGUUCCGUGAGGAGUCAAAGGUUGGGGAGCUUAUUAAGCAACAAAAUACGUACUUCCGAGCGUUCAAAAGGAUGAUUGACAACUUGAACAUCGAUGACAUAGAGGAAAAGUGGGAAGUGGAUGAUGAAUUGCGUAAUUUGCAGACGCGUUGGAACCAAAUGGAUGCUUUACACUUACAAAUUGACAACAUUUUGCAGGGCUCAGACCCAUCAUAUGACACCAUGUUUAUGAAUUACGAAAUGACAUACAAGCAAACCAAGCGACAGCUAAACAAGAGAAUAGGCGCAAUGAACCACCAGCAUCAGAUGACUCCGCAGGUGGAUAUUCCAAAAUUUGCAGGCGACUAUUCACAAUGGCCGACCUUUUUAGACCUUUUUACUGGCGCGAUUCAUGCAAAUCCUGGGUUGUCAAAAGCACAGAAGAUGCAGCAACUGAAGGGGAAAUUGCGUGGGGAAGCAGAACGACUCAUACAACACCUGAAUGUCUCCUCUGACAAUUAUGACACGGCCUGGGACAUUCUAACCCAUCGCUACAACAACGCGCAGAUUUUGUUUACUAAGCAAAUAGAAACAUUUUUAAACCAAGCUUCCAUACAGAAACAAAAUGCCGUCGAACUAAAGAGGCUUCAUGACGUCACCAAUGAAUGCAUCUAUGCAAUCCGGAAUCUGGGAGUUGACACUACAACAUGGGACCCGCUGUUAGUCCAUUUACUGGUAAAGAAGUUGGACUCCCAAACCUACACCGAAUAUAUGGAGUCUCGUAGCGCUCCACGUGACCUUCCUACUUUCGACGAGCUGAUGUUAUUCUUGGAGGCUAAGUUCACGGCAUUAGAGCCGCUUAGUAGAGGGGAGAAGGCAGACAUUGCAGUGACAAACAAGCAGCCGCAACGACACAUUCGAGAGAAACCGGAAAAAUCGUUUAACACAGCAAAUUACAACUACAGCAGAUUUUAUAAUGCAAAUGCAGUCGUCAAGUGUGGAAUGUGCAAUACUAGCAGUCAUGCACUCUACCAAUGCAAAAAAUUUGAAGCGUUAACACCUGACAUGAAGCUAAAAACUGUGUCAAGGCAGGGCUUGUGUAUCAACUGCCUCUAUUACCACGAGCGAAAUGUAUGUAACUCGAACAAGCGUUGUCGAGAAUGCUACGGGCAACAUAAUACCUUAUUGCAUGCAGCAAUAAAGGCGGAGCAAGUAGCACCGAAUAAGUCGGGCAAACAUCGACAACAACCUCGUCAGCAGAAUGCGAACCACAUUGCCAACGACGAUGAUGAAGUAUUACUCACCACGGUGCAGGUGCGCGUGCGGGCGGUAGAUGGCACGUACAUUACUCUUAGAGCCCUUCUGGAUCAAGGCUCCCAGGUUACUCUCAUCACCGAGAAUGCUGCUCAACGUCUACGACUGCCACGACAACAUACAAGCGCCUUGAUAUCGGGUGUGACGUCGGCCUCGAAAAUGGGCAAAGGAAAAAUACAAUUAGAAUGCAAGUCUAUGCAUGAUGAUUUUACUUUCACCACAGAGGCACUUGUCAUGGCUAAGGUGGUUAAUAAUCUUCCCAAUCAUUCGAUGCCUAAGAAAAAUUAUCAACACAUGCAACAUUUGCAAUUAGCUGACCCCGAAUACAACAUCUGCAGGCCCAUUGACAUGCUACUAGACGCAAAGGUAUAUUCUGAGAUACUUAUGAAUGGUUUACUUAAGGGCUCGUCAUCUGAACCAAUUGCUCAACAGACCAAACUUGGCUGGAUAAUAUCAGGGCGAGUAACGUUUAAUUGCAAUGUCGUUAUUCAUAAUCUUGAGGAUAUCUCCACAUAUUGGGAACUGGAAAAUGUAAUGGAUGACAACAGUGAUAUGACAAAGCGUGACCAAUAUUGUGAGGAGUUUUACAACAAAACUACAAACCGUCUAUCCGAUGGCCGAUAUGAGGUAAGACUACCCAUGAAAAAUAAUUUUGAAUCACAGCUGGGAGUCUCAAAACCACAAGCCGUUGCACAAUUCAUGCAGCUGGAGCGGAAGCUCGCUAAGGAUAAAAGGUUACAUGACAGCUAUCAUCAAUUUAUAAAUGAGUACAUCGAAUUGGGACACAUGAAGGAGUGUGUGACGAGCGCAGAUACGCAAUGUUUCUUGCCGCACCAUGGUGUCCAUAAGCAAGACUCGAGUACAACUAAACUAAGAGUCGUGUUUAAUGCAUCAGCUAAGACAUCAACCGGCCACAGUUUAAAUGACUUGAUGGAAUGUGGGCCGAAGUUACAAACUGACAUUCAAAGUUUAUUGUUACGCUGGAGGACACAUCGAUAUGUGUUGAAUGACUGUGAAAAGAUGUACCGGAUGGUUUUGAUUCAUGAACAGGACCAACUACUGCAGAAGGUCAUCUGGAGGAAUACCCCGCAGGAAGCACUCAAGGAAUUCCAACUCUGCAACAUAUGGAACACGAUCGGCGCCCUGGCUUGCCAUGAGAACCAUGCAACAAUUGGCGAGGGAUGA